Geosmithia morbida is the source of this 1458-nucleotide messenger RNA. Its product is annotated as Glucanosyltransferase. Gene Ontology annotation, molecular function: 1,3-beta-glucanosyltransferase activity. Lineage: Eukaryota; Fungi; Ascomycota; Sordariomycetes; Hypocreales; Bionectriaceae. Gene Ontology annotation, biological process: fungal-type cell wall (1->3)-beta-D-glucan biosynthetic process. The record is from RefSeq and is a predicted model, not a curated record. Gene Ontology annotation, cellular component: cytoplasm; fungal-type cell wall. The transcript has 3 exons. Bases 1 to 1458 code for a protein of 485 amino acids.
AUGCUCAUGAAAUCUGCCCUGGUGGCUAUCUGGGCUACGGCGGCCGCAGCCGUCAACCCCCUCAAGAUUGACGGCCGCAACUUUGUCGAUGAGGAUAACAACCGCUUCCAGAUCGUUGGUAUGGCCUACCAGCCUGGUGGCAGCGCCGGCUACAACCCCAAGACCGGCAAAGACCCCCUCAGCCACAAGGAUGCCUGCCUCCGUGACGCCGCCCUCAUGCAGGUCCUCGGUGUCAACGCCAUCCGCGUCUACAACGUCGACCCUGACAUCAACCACGAUGAGUGCGCCAGCAUCUUCAAUGCCGCCGGCAUCUACAUGAUGAUCGACGUGAACUCUCCCCUCGUCGGCGAGUCCAUCUCCUCGUACCAGCCCUGGACCACCUACUACGACACCUACGUCAACCGCACCUUUGCCGUCGUCGAGGCCUUCUCCAACUACCCCAACACUCUUCUCUUCUUCUCCGGCAACGAGAUCAUCAAUGACGUCAAGUCUGCCGCCGAUGUCCCCCCCUACAUGCGCGCCAUCACCCGUGAUCUCAAGAACUACAUCUCCAAGAACAUUGACCGCAAGAUUCCCGUCGGCUACUCCGCCGCCGAUGUCCGCUCUGUUCUCUGGGACACUUUUGACUACGUCACCUGCGCCCUCGACGGCAGCGACGACGACGCCAGCCGUGCCGACUUCUUCGCCCUGAACUCGUACUCUUGGUGCGGUAUCGACGCCACCUUCACCUCGUCCGGCUACGACAAGCUCGUCAGCGGCUUCAAGGACAGCUCCGUCCCCGUCUUCUUCAGCGAGUACGGCUGCAACGAGACCCCGCAGCGCUGGUUCAACGAGACGCUGGCCAUCUACAGCGACAAGAUGUACAACGUCUUCUCGGGUGGUGUCGUCUACGAGUACACCCAGGAGGACAACGACUACGGCCUCGUCGAUGUCUCCGGCAGCACCGCCAAGCUCCUCGAUGACUACGUCCACCUCAAGGAGAAGCUCGCCAUGGUUGACUGGGAGAGCAUGGAGGGCAUGGAGCCCCUCGCCGACGAGGCGAUUGUCGAGUGCAGCUCCAAGCUCAUCACCGUCGACGGUUUCGACAGCAACUUCACCCUCCCCGACCUCCCCCCCAACGUCGCCCCCAUGAUCAAGAACGGCAUCAGCCCCAAGCCCAGCGGCAAGAUUGUCGACAUCAGCAGCUACGACGUCACGCUCAAGGUCGAGGACGCCGAGGGCAACGCGCUCAGCGACCUCAAGGUUGUCCCCAUAACCUCGGCCAACUACAACGGCAAGAACAAGGCCGAGACUGGCAGCAGCAGCAGCAACAGCAGCAGCAGCAGCAGCAACAGCACCGACUCUUCCAGCGCCGACGCCGACUCGAGCUCCAGCGACGACGACUCGAGCGCCGCCAUGAUGGCCAUGCCCGCUAUCUGGGCCGCCGCCGUGCCCGUCCUCGCCAUGAUCUUUGCUUAG